Molecule: messenger RNA, 1020 nt
Organism: Paramecium tetraurelia
Lineage: Eukaryota; Ciliophora; Oligohymenophorea; Peniculida; Parameciidae
Exons: 1
Source: RefSeq, a predicted model, not a curated record
AUGUCAAAGUGCGUGAUAUUAUUUGAUGAUGAUAAAGCACAAUGUAAAACACAAUUGCACUCUAAAAAGAUGAUGACCUGCUUAAAUCCUGAUUGUCUGACUUAUCCUCAGAUUUGUUGUUCUGAUUGUAUUGAAUAAUUGCAUCAACAUAAAGGAAAUACAAUGACUCUUGAGAAAACCUAAUUUGUAAAUUAAACUAACAAGAAGUAUGCAGAAAUACAAGAGUAAGCUUAUGCUUUAGAAGCAGAAUGCUAGAAUUUUGAGAAAAAGGGUUCCAAUCUCAAAAGGUUAUUUAACGGUGAUAUAGAAAGAAUGAGAAUUUAACUAAAUAAAAUAAUUGAUUCCUUAAAGGAUCAAAUUAAUAAGUAAAUUGAUAUAAGUAUUUCAACAACUAAAAAACAAGUAACUAAUAAAGUUGAAAAGACUAAAGAUGCUCUGCAAUAAUUUAAACCAAUCAACAUUAGUAAAAUCUAUAAUGAUUAAUUAAAACGAUUGAUAACUGCUAUGUGGCAUACUGAUUACUAAUUGGAAAGAGAUCAAUUGAAAAUCUUCUUUCCUAAUUUAUAAGACAAAUUGAGGGGAAGACUAUCUUAAAUAAAUGAUAGUGUGUCAUAAGAAUUGGUUUAAAUGAGUCAAGAUUUAAUUCAAGAGUCAUAAGAAUAAAUAUAAGCCUUUUUAGAUUAAAAAACCCCAAAUGAUAAUCUAUCUACUUAAAGUGAUGACUCAAUUGUGGAUAAAUUAGUAAAUUUAAGGGAUAGUUUGAAAUUGCAAAUGGAAUAACAUCUAGCAGCCAAGAACUGUACUCACAAGGGAUGCCAUUAAGUAACUCCUGUUAAGGCUUAUUAUGGAUAUUAUUAUCAUAUAAGUGGCUAUGCUGUAUAAGGUGAAUUGCCUAUUUCAGUUUGUGCCAAAUCAAAGAAACUAGCCGAGAAAAUGGAUAGAGUAGUGAAUGAUUUGUAUAAAUUGUAAUAUAGAGAUUCUAAGAUUGAUGAUUGUGUGUAAGCAUAUUUUAUAUAUUGA